Messenger RNA from Coregonus clupeaformis (lake whitefish), 2001 nucleotides. RefSeq names its product solute carrier family 41 member 1. The record is from RefSeq and is a predicted model, not a curated record. Gene Ontology annotation, molecular function: monoatomic cation transmembrane transporter activity. The coding region runs from base 442 to 1800 and encodes 452 amino acids. Lineage: Eukaryota; Metazoa; Chordata; Actinopteri; Salmoniformes; Salmonidae. Gene Ontology annotation, biological process: monoatomic cation transport. Gene Ontology annotation, cellular component: plasma membrane. The transcript is spliced from 10 exons.
CCACGCGAGAGAGGACAAAGGCAGUCCAUGCCGUUCUUCAGCCUCCUCAACCAGUGGCAUAAUUUCUUUGUUGUGUUAUCUUAGCAACGUUGGCUAAAGACAGAAGGACAAGCUGUCAUUCUAAUGUCAUUCUCAUUCAGAAGGACAAACAAACUGUCAUUGUAAAGGCUCUGAAAUACGUCGAGCUCAGUGGAUUGGUUGAAGAACGUUUGGGGACAUGCUGCUGUCGACUCGAAGGAAUCUCUCCCCUUUUCGUCAAAACCAGGCUUCCCUCCUCGGAAUAAACUUCCAUUCGCUAAACUAAACUAUCAAAGAGGAGACCAUACCAUAGAUGAGACAUUAGUGGUGGAGGUUGGUGUGAAACGGGGCAGCUGUCACUCCCUUAACCCCCCACUCGUGACUUUCCAGGUGGGGAUGGGGUAACUGGGACCUGCGGAGACCAUGGUGGUCACCCAUUUGGAGCUGGAGCUGUGCUACCAGGGGAAGAAGCUGAGGGGCUUCACCUGUAAACUGACCCGCUCCCACCAUGGCUACCUGCCUGAGAGUGCCUGGCUCAUCGCGGUUCAGAUCCUACUGCCCUACCUGGUGGCCGGCCUGGGCAUGGUGGCAGCGGGCAUAGUCAUGGAUGUGGUUCAACAUUGGGAGGUGUUUAAGGAGAUCACAGAGGUGUUUAUCUUGGUGCCAGCCCUGGUGGGACUGAAAGGCAACCUGGAGAUGACACUGGCAUCCAGACUGUCUACAGCAGCGAACACUGGGCAGCUGGAUGAUCCAAAGCAGCAGUGGAGGAUGGUGUGUAGCAACCUGGCUCUCAUUCAGGUCCAGGCCACAGUGGUGGGUUUCCUGGCUGCAGUAGCUGCAGUGGGGUUGGGCGCAUUGACCAGGGGUCAUGUAGACCUGCUGCAGGCUGCUGUUUUAUGUGCCAGCAGCGUCACCACAGCCUUUGUAGCUGCCCUGUCCUUGGGCCUGGUGAUGGUGGGAGUGAUCAUUGGCUCCAGGAAGGUGGGAAUCAAUCCUGACAACGUGGCUACGCCCAUCGCUGCCAGCCUGGGUGACCUCAUCACCCUCUCUCUGCUGGCUGGGGUCAGCAGCUUCCUCUUCCGGUUUAAAGAGAUGUGGUACCUGCCUGCUCUGGUGUGUGGCUUCUUCCUGGUUCUCAUUCCGCUGUGGGUGGUCAUCGCCCGGCGCUCUCCUCCAAUCAGAGAGGUGCUGAGGUCUGGGUGGCAGCCCGUCAUCGUGGCCAUGUCCAUCAGCAGUAUCGGGGGCCUGAUACUGGAUAGGACCGUGAGCGACCCGAACUUUGAGGGCAUGGCGGUGUUCACCCCCGUAAUCAACGGUGUGGGAGGUAACCUGGUAGCCAUCCAGGCCAGCCGCAUCUCCACCUACCUACACUACUGGAGUAUGCCGGGGACCCUGCCCUUCCAGAUGACACAACACUGGCAUGGCCCCUGCCUGACCUUCUGCUCCUCAGGGGUCAACUCCAAGUCAGCGAGGGUUCUGGUCUUCCUGGUGGUUCCGGGUCACCUGUUCUUCCUCUACACCAUCCACUUACUGAAUGGCGGCCAUGGCGCCCUCACGCCUGCCUUUGUCUGCCUUUACCUGUGUGCCGCCCUGCUACAGGUUGUGAUUCUGCUGUACGUGGCUGACCUGAUGGUGUGCUGGAUGUGGCGGCAGGGGCUGGACCCGGACAACUACUCCAUCCCGUACCUCACGGCUCUGGGGGAUCUGUUGGGGACCGGCUUCCUGGCCCUGAGCUUCAGGGCCGUUCUAUUGGCCACUUCCUCUGGGACGAAGGGGGUCUAAGAGAAGGAAGGGCAUGCUCUCUUGGUCCCUAAUCCAUCAGCCUAUUUCUGUCCAACAUGGUCUCAUUUCAAUAUGUGAAAAUAGUGACAUUUAACUAUUGUAGUUAUAUGUCACUUAUUGAGACGUAUUAUAAGUGGUUAUUUUCACCCAUAAGGAGCUCUGUUCAGGUCAUAUACAGUGGGGAAAAAUGUAUUUAGUCAG